Tilletiaria anomala UBC 951 is the source of this 669-nucleotide messenger RNA. RefSeq names its product HIRA-interacting protein 5. Gene Ontology annotation, molecular function: iron ion binding; iron-sulfur cluster binding. Gene Ontology annotation, biological process: iron-sulfur cluster assembly. Gene Ontology annotation, cellular component: mitochondrion. The transcript has 2 exons. Bases 1 to 669 code for a protein of 222 amino acids. The record is from RefSeq and is a predicted model, not a curated record. NCBI's taxonomy places the organism in Eukaryota, Fungi, Basidiomycota, Exobasidiomycetes, Georgefischeriales, Tilletiariaceae.
AUGUUCAUUCAGACAGAGUCAACGCCGAAUAAUGACAGCUUGAAGUUCUUACCCGGCCAGAAAGUCAUGGAGAGUGGGUCCGCCGAAUUUCUGGACAAUCGAAGCGCAAUGUCUUCACCGCUUGCAAAGCAGCUCUUCCAAAUUCCUGGCGUCAGCAGCGUCUUCUACGGUCCAGACUUUGUGACAGUGUCGAAAGCGUCAGACGUACAAUGGUCAACGCUGAAGCCGGAGAUCUACUCGCGCAUUAUGGAAUUCUUCACAGCCGGCCACCCACUCUUCACGGAUGCCAACUCGGCACAUGGAUCGAGCGACACGCUGAUCCUCGACACCGACAGCGAGACGGUCGCGAUGAUCAAGGAGUUGCUCGACACGCGCGUCCGGCCUGCAAUCCAGGAGGACGGCGGAGACAUCGAGUACCGCGGCUUUGGCGAGGACACCGAUGGGAUCGUCAGGUUGAUGCUGAAGGGAAGCUGUAGAGGAUGCGACAGCUCGACCGUCACGCUCAAGAACGGUAUCGAACGCAUGCUCACGCACUAUAUCCCUGAAGUCAAGGGCGUCGAACAGAUCCUCGAUCAGGAGGACGAGGUCGCUUUGGAUGAAUUUGCCAAGCUCGAGAAACGACUCAGCGCAGAGCGUGAGAAGGAGACGCAACGCGGCUUCUCGAUCUGA